AUGUCAUCCCUCAAGCAAUUUAUCCGAAAUGUUCGGUCAGCCAAGACUAUUGCCGAUGAACGUGCGGUGAUUCAGAAAGAGAGCGCGGCCAUUCGUGCAUCGUUCAGGGAAGAGAGCCACGAUUCGGGCAUACGGAGAAACAAUGUGGCUAAGCUGCUUUAUCUAUUCACCCUCGGAGAGCGGACACACUUUGGUCAGAUCGAAUGUCUGAAGUUGUUGGCGUCCCAUCGCUUCGCCGACAAGCGACUGGGGUAUCUCGGAACUAUGCUGUUGUUGGAUGAGAACCAGGAAGUGUUGACGCUGGUCACAAAUUCGCUUAAGAAUGACCUUAACCACUCGAACCAGUAUAUCGUCGGACUCGCCCUCUGCGCCUUGGGUAACAUCGCCUCUAUCGAAAUGUCCAGAGAUCUUUUCACCGAAGUCGAAUCUCUCCUCUCCACCCCGAACCCCUACAUCCGGAGGAAGGCCGCAUUGUGUGCCAUGCGUAUAUGUCGCAAGGUCCCAGAUCUCCAGGAAAACUUCUUCGAGAAAGCCAAAACACUUCUUUCGGACCGAAACCAUGGUGUUCUGCUGUGCGGGUUAACGCUGGCCAUCGACAUGUGCGAAGCUGAGGAAGCUGAGGAGGGCCAAGAAGGUGUGAUCGAGAUGUUCCGGCCUUUGGCCCCUGCUCUGGUUCGCGCCCUGAAAGGGUUAACAACCUCCGGUUAUGCACCCGAGCAUGAUGUGUCUGGGAUUACGGAUCCGUUCCUGCAGGUGAAGAUCUUGCGUUUCUUGAGGGUCGUUGCGAGAGGCGAUGCGGAGACCAGCGAGAUGAUCAACGACAUUCUGGCCCAGGUGGCCACCAAUACCGACUCGAACAAGAAUGUAGGAAACGCGAUUCUGUACGAGGCUGUCCUCGUUAUCCUCGACAUCGAAGCCGAUUCGGGAUUGAGAGUGUUGGGUGUCAACAUCCUUGGAAAAUUCCUUGCCAACAAGGACAACAACAUCCGCUACGUCGCUCUCAACACGCUAAACAAGGUGGUGGCGAUUGAACCAAAUGCCGUACAGAGACAUCGCAAUACGAUUCUGGAGUGUCUACGUGAUCCUGACAUCAGUAUCAGACGACGAGCGCUCGACCUCAGUUUCAUGCUGAUCAACGAGAGCAACGUGCGUGUUCUUGUUCGGGAGCUGCUCGCUUUCUUGGAAGUUGCCGACAACGAAUUCAAGCCUUCGAUGACCUCCCAAAUUGGUAUCGCCGCUGACCGAUUCGCUCCCAACAAGCGCUGGCAUGUCGACACGAUUCUCCGCGUUCUUAAGCUUGCCGGUGCCUACGUCAAGGAACAAAUUCUAUCGUCCUUUGUCCGUCUUGUUGCUACUACCCCAGACUUGCAGACCUACUGUGCACAGAAACUUUAUGUGGCAUUAAAGGAGGAUAUCUCGCAAGAGGGUCUCAUCCUUGCUGGUGCGUGGGUGAUUGGUGAAUACGGUGACAACCUGCUUCAUGGAGGACAGUAUGAAGAGGAAGAGCUCGUCAAGGAGGUCCGCGAGACCGACAUCGUGGAUCUCUUCAUCAACAUCCUCAACAGUACUUCUGCCUCGCAGACUGUGGUGGAGUACAUUAUUACGGCUUCGAUGAAACUUACUGUGAGAAUGUCAGACCCGUCCCAGGUUGAACGCCUGCGUCGGUUCCUCAGCAGCAAGACCGCGGAUCUGAGCAUUGAAAUCCAACAACGCGCGGUCGAAUACACCAACCUCUUUGGCUAUGACCAGAUCCGGCACGGUGUCCUGGAACGGAUGCCUCCACCAGAGAUCCGGGAAGAGCAAAGGGUAUUGGGCCCUAUAACCAAGAAGCGCCAAAGCAAGCACCUCAAGGACAAGACGAAGAAGCCGUCGAAGCCGGCAGACUCGGAUCUGCUGCUCGACCUCAUCAGCGGCAACGAGGCCCCGGCGGCUGCCAGCCCAACACCAACCAGCACGCAAAACACUGCAGACCUGUUGGCGGAUAUCUUAGGCGGAGGGGACUCUGGCGUCUCGUCGCCUGCACCCCAGCCCAUCCCAACAACCAACACCAGUGCCAUUAUGGACCUCUUUGGAUCGAAUGGUGUCACCCCGUCCCCUAAACCAGCGGAGCCGGCAUCCGCCUCGAUGGACGUUCUGGGUGGUCUCGGGUCAACCGCUACGCCGCCGCCAGCAGCUGCGGCGUCUGUAGCACACACGGCAUUCAAUAAGCACGAUCUGUCGCUUUCACUUGCGGUGCAACGGGCGAGUAACGGCAACGCACAGAUUCAAGCCCGUUUCCGCAAUUCCUCGAACUUCACCAGUUUCUCUGGUGUAGGGUUGCAAGCUGCCGUGCCCAAGAGCCAGCGGUUGCAGCUGAGUGCGAUUAACAAGGCUGAACUCGAGGCUGGAGAUGAAGGAGUGCAGGUGAUGAAGAUUGCGGCAUUGAACGGGGCACUCCCACCCAAACUCCGUCUUCGUCUCCGAGUCACAUACGCAAAGGAUGGGUCAGAACCGGUGACAGACCAAGUCGAUUGGAGCGAGCCCUGA
Messenger RNA from Aspergillus chevalieri, 2526 nucleotides. It is a transcript of the gene APL4, whose product is annotated as AP-1 complex subunit gamma. The coding region runs from base 1 to 2526 and encodes 841 amino acids. Gene Ontology annotation, biological process: Golgi to vacuole transport; intracellular protein transport; receptor-mediated endocytosis. The record is from RefSeq and is a predicted model, not a curated record. Gene Ontology annotation, molecular function: clathrin-cargo adaptor activity. Gene Ontology annotation, cellular component: AP-1 adaptor complex; membrane coat; Golgi apparatus. Lineage: Eukaryota; Fungi; Ascomycota; Eurotiomycetes; Eurotiales; Aspergillaceae. The transcript is spliced from 5 exons.